This is a messenger RNA of Bubalus bubalis (water buffalo), 10132 nucleotides long. It is a transcript of the gene PAPLN, whose product is annotated as papilin, proteoglycan like sulfated glycoprotein. The transcript is spliced from 29 exons. Gene Ontology annotation, biological process: extracellular matrix organization. The coding region runs from base 3876 to 7748 and encodes 1290 amino acids. Gene Ontology annotation, cellular component: extracellular matrix. Lineage: Eukaryota; Metazoa; Chordata; Mammalia; Artiodactyla; Bovidae. Gene Ontology annotation, molecular function: metalloendopeptidase activity; serine-type endopeptidase inhibitor activity. The record is from RefSeq and is a predicted model, not a curated record.
CACCGUUAUUUCUCUUGGUGAGCUGAGGGAGAACCGAGAGUCUGGAGGAGAACCAGCCGCCAAGAGAAGAGAGGAGAGGCCCCCAGCAGCCAGUGGGACAAGAUGAGGCCACGUCCUAUGAAGGAGAGGAUCCGAGUGAUUCCUCAAGCAACUCACAACGAGUGUUCUGCAGUUUCCCUACCUUUCAUUUCAGUGUACCUCUGCAAGAGCCGCCAAGUUCAGCCCCUGAACAGUUCAGUUGGACAGUGAACAGAAAUAGUCACCGGCUGUGGGCACAUGGCACCUCUGGAUGAAGCUUUGCCAGGCACACCCCUUCUCUUACCACAGCCAGCCCUCAGCCAUGGUGACCACAACCCUUCUCCUACCACAGCCAGCCCUCAGCCAUAGUGACCACACCCCUUCUCUUACCACAGCCAGCCCUCAGCCAUGGUGACCACAACCCUUCUCCUACCACAGCCAGCCCUCAGCCAUGGUGACCACACCCCUUCUCCAACCACAGCCAGCCCUCAGCCAUGGUGGUCAUACUGUGAGCAUCUAUGUGGAACGUGGUUUCCCCCUGAGGCUGAAGAGAGGCCAACUCUCCCUCAGCUUCUUGCUGGUUUCUCUCCAGCUCUCAUUUGAUCUGCUUUGGGUUCUCUGUGGAGUUUAGAGGAUUUGUUUUCUGUUGUGGAAAAUUUCUUCUAAGAAAUGUGCCAGUACUACCCUGUGUGUAAAAACUGGCUCCUGGGCUGUGAGAACUGCAGGGAAAAUUACAGCUCUGCCAAGAAAGUUGGGGCCCGAGAGCAGGUUUUGUCAUCUCUCUAUUUUUUCCUUUAGCUCCCUUGCCCCAAGAUGCCAUUUUUCUCCUCAGGUAUGUGGCAACAUGGAUAUUCUCUUCUAGGAGGACACGAUUCAACAAGCUACAGCAAAGCCACCUGAACUGCAGUAUGUGACUUGAAGCAGUCUUGAAGGGAGCCCUGAGUAGUUUAUUUGUGUGAGGCUCCCAAAUGUGCUAUGCCUUUCAUGAAGGGUUUACCUUUGAAGAGGUUGUGUGGUGUGUGUGAUUGUGUUCAGAUCCAUCCUGUGUGUUACUGGCCUAUGUAGAAAGAUUGCAGUGGACCUGUCACUUUCUGCAAGACAGAGCCACAUCUCAGCAUAGAGAGAAGAACAUCUUAUUUCUUCCAAUUGCCAGUCUUAGAUGCAGAACUUUUCCUUUGAACCUUCUUCUUAGAGUCAAGUCAGUUGUUUCUGCAAUAUCAGAAUGCUAGUCUUCCACCAUGAAAAAUAGAUUGUCACCAGAGAAAACAGCAAUUUCACUGAGGAUGUGCCCUCAUACGGGGGCGAGCGAUGGCCGUGGAGCCAGAACCAUUGACAAAGCAUGCCCAGCCCAGCUGACCUGCUUUAUAAGAGGGGGAGGGGAGUAGGAGGAAUGGCGCCCACUGAUGUCUGCGUCUGACUGUAAACAGAGUGUUUACAUACAGAAUGUUGCCAUAAGCCAGCCUGUGGAAAUUCCAACCAUAUUUGGAGGAUUUGUAGAGCAUUUUUUCAAAGAAGUGCUUGCUUCUCUGUUUCUGAUUCUCACCAGGUGAGUGUGUAGUCCUUGGAUCACAGCACUCAUUAUAAAUGACUAAACUUUGAUCAGAAAAAGAAUCUUUCCAAGCAAUGUGGAAGAAAAUCACAAGUGAACAAUUUAUUGAUUGCACUACAGAAGCAACAACUGAUGAGGUGGUGUUUUUAACUUUUAAAUUCCUGGAUCUCCAUUUUUUCAAGUGUUCCUUGGUUUUAAAAACCUUCCUUAUGUUACAAACAGAUAAUAUGUUUAGUCCUUGACUUUUACUUGGCCUCAGCAGACUUUAUAUAUCUAGUUUUAAUCAUAAUUUGUAGAAGGUAAGACAGAAGUUAAACCACCAUGUAAGAUCUCGCAGGGUCACACAUCUCAAGGAAACCUCUGAUCCUGACCCCCAGGGCCUGGCCUUUUGUAUUCGCCUGUUUAUGAUCUAGCCCUAAAGAAAAUGAGCUCAGAAACCACUCAGAAAGGUUUUGUUCAAUGUCUUCCCUGUUCCUGGCAUGGUGCUGGAGUCUAAGGAAGCAAAAAUGACUCAAAUGUAUCCUCACUGUAGCUGCAGUCUCUUGUUUUCUGGUGAAUACCAUUUUAGCUUCUCUAAAAUUCUACUUGUCAAAAGCCUUAUUCAUGAUUACUGUUAUUGAGGGCUUAAAAAUGUAUGUUACAGAGGUGACCUGAUUCUUCCAGAAACCAGUCCUUUCAGUAAAGUAUUCCUUUUUCUCUAAAUUUGCUUUUGUAUAGUAUAAAAAACCCAUCUGAUCUGUCGUUUUGAACACCAAGGGUGUCCUGAAUGUAGGAGUUUGGGAAGAGACUUGAUUUUAAAAGUCCCCAGACACAGGAGACUUAAAAACAGUGGUUUCAGCUCUUCACAACCCUCGUUGAAGUUACAGAGCAAGUUGUCCCAACAAGACCACUGUAGCGCUCACAUUCCAAAUCGUCUGGGUGGUGCACGUCAGAUCUGUGCUUUGAAGGUCAUCGGCCUGGUGCGGAAGUGAACUCCCCUCUUAAAUGUCAAAGCCGUUUCCCGGGACCUCUGACAGCUUCAGCAUCUCCCUGAGGAAGUAGUUGGGUCCACGAUCGACCCUGGAAUCUGGUGUUAGCACUUCAGCCUGGCCUGUGUAGCAGAAAAGACUUCCCAGGAGGCAGUUUUCCUUUAAAAACAAGUAAGCAUUGCAACAAGACAGCUUCCUAGUCAACUGUGUAGAGCAGUGCAUAUAGACUGCUGUGUUCACCACGCAGUCCAGGUGCCGGGUGUGAGUUUCUGUGGGAUCACUGACCUUCACGUGCUCAUUGCCUGGCUGCUGCUUCUCCAAACACUGCUUUGUACACGAUUCAGAUGGACUGAGAAUACAUCUUUUCAGAGUACCUUUCAAAUUCUUGGUAAGAUAUAAUUUUGAUAGAUGAUUGCAGAUUUUCCUGUUAUUUAUCAAAUUAAUAAAGACUGCAUGACUCCAGGUGUGCUCGUCUCCUCACAUGAAAGUACUCCCACGUGUAACUGUGAGAACUCUUCAGCCAUUAUCAGAAAACAGAAGCACACAUGCAUUGUUUCCACCCUUCACUCAUAAAUUCAGUCAUACGGACUUUAGCAGGUCACACCGUGGAAGGGUACUAUUAAAUCUAUUUAUGAGAAGUCUUAAUUAUUUUUAAUACAUUUCUGAAAAAUAUUUUUUCUAGAAAAACAUCUAACUCAAUGUAAAGACUCAAGAUAACUUACAGGAUGUAUGUUGUACAGUGCAGAGAUUUUAUAAGCCAGAGGAUUAUCUUUAAAAAAUUAUUACCUAGGUCACAUGAUGGAAAAAAGCAACAUUACUUUUAUUGACCUGGUAUAGCAUAUGUUGUCCAAUCACUCUACAAAGCUUUUUGUUUCUACACAGAGAAUUCCUUACAGAAUGUUGGGAAUUACUGGUCAAAAAUAAGUCUGUGGCAGAAAAAAAGAGCCUAUUGUCUUAAGAAGCAGAGAAGGGGUGGAUGAGUUCCUGGGUACAUUGGCCAAGGGCAUCAAAGAGCAAAGAAGGUGUUCUUCCCUCCUGUGGGAAUCAGGCGUCGCUUGGUUUUCUGAAUCUUGUAGGCAGUGUCACUAGAGCCUGCCAGAGAAGCAUCACGAUUUGUCCUCAUCAGCUGAGAGGUAUCUGAUUCUUAGGGCCCCUGACAAUGGUGCUCUUGCUGAAAAGGAAGAAUGACUCAAGCAGAUUAAGAAGCAGGAGUAAUGAGGCUGGAUUUCCUGCAUCACUAGAAACUGAUUCUCUCACGUGGGCUGGCCCUUCUGUGCCUGCUACGCUGUGCCCUCGAAAGGCGGGAGACAGAAAAGCCUCAGAAACCAGGCCAGGACGAGAUGCGGCUGCUUCUGCUGCUGCUGCCCCUGCUGUUGGCCCCCGCGCCUGGGUCUUCGGCUCCCCAGGUGAGGCGGCAGAGUGACACCUGGGGCUCCUGGGGUAACUGGAGCCCCUGCAGCCGGACCUGUGGAGGGGGCGUCAGCUUCCGGGAGCGUCCCUGCUACACCCAGAGGAGAGAUGGGGGCUCCAGCUGCGUGGGUCCCAUCCGGAGCCACCGCUCUUGCCGCACGGAGAGCUGCCCCGAGGGCUCCCGCGACUUCAGGGCGGAGCAGUGCGCGGAGUUCGACAGCCACGAGUUCCAGGGGCGGCGCUACAAGUGGCUGCCCUACUACGGGGCCCCCAACAAGUGUGAGCUGAACUGCAUCCCCAAGGGGGAGAGUUUUUACUACAAGCACAAGGAGGCCGUUGUAGACGGGACACCCUGUGAACCUGGCAGACGGGACAUCUGUGUGGAUGGCAGCUGCAGGGUCGUCGGCUGUGACCACCACCUGGACUCGUCGAAGGUGGAGGACAAGUGUCUGCGGUGCGGGGGUGACGGCACGACCUGCUACCCCGUCACGGGCGUCUUUGAGGCCAAUGACCUCAGCAGAGGCUACAACCAGAUCCUCAUCGUCCCCAUGGGGGCCACCAGCAUCCGCAUCGAGGAAGCGGCCGCCAGCAGGAACUUUCUGGCGGUGAAGAGCAUACGUGGCGAAUACUACCUCAAUGGACACUGGACCAUCGAGGGUGCCCGCGCCCUGCCCGUGGCCAGCACCCUCCUGCACUAUGAGCGGGGAGCUGAAGGCGACCUGGCGCCCGAGCGGCUCCAUGCCCGCGGCCCCACCUCAGAGCCCCUGGUCAUUGAGCUCAUCAGCCAGGAGCCCAACCCAGGCGUGCACUUCGAGUACCACCUGCCCCUGGGUGCCCCACAGCCCAGCUUCAGCUGGAGCCAUGGCUCGUGGGGCGACUGCAGCGCUGAAUGUGGUGGAGGUCAGCAGACCCGCCAGGUGUUCUGCACCAUGGAUAAUGAGGUCUACCCUGAGCACCUGUGCCAGCCCCAGUCGAGGCCAGCUGACCGCCGCCCCUGCAGCCUGCAGCCCUGCCUGCACACCAAGCGGACCUCUUACCUGCACCGGCCCAGAGCGUGGCACCUUGCUGGGGCCCAGCGUGUGUGCAGGAGCAGCUGGAAGACGGGGCCCUGGACACUCUGUUCGGCCUCCUGUGGGGGCGGGUCCCAGUCCCGCUCCGUCUACUGCGUCUCAUCUGAUGGGGCCAGUGCCCAGGAGGCUGCCGAGGACGCUGAGUGCGAGGGUCUGCCUGAGAAGCCCCCGGGCACGCGGGCCUGCAACCUGCAGCGCUGUGCAGGCUGGAGCGUGGAGCCCUGGAGUGAGUGCUCUGUCAGCUGCGGUGCAGGGGUCCGGAGGCGGAGCGUCACCUGCCGGGGUGACGAGGGGUCUCUGCUCCACGCCACGGCCUGCUCCUUGGAGGACCGUCCCCCACUCACUGAGCCCUGUGUGCACGAUGACUGUCCCCGCCUCAGUGACCAGGCCUGGCACGUGGGCGCCUGGGGUCUAUGCUCCAAGAGCUGCAGCUCGGGCACUCGGAGGCGCCAGGUGGUCUGUGCCCUUGGGCCCCCCGGCCACUGCGGGAGCCUGCAGCCAUCCAAGCCCCCGGCCGUGGAGGCCUGCAACACGCAGCCCUGCGAUCUCCCUCCAGAGGUCCCCAGCAUGCCGGAAGUGCACACCAGCCCCAGGGACCCCCGGAUGUCUUUGGGCCCACGGGAGGCCUCUGCCUCAGGUUUCAGAGACCAGUGGUGGGCACUCCAGGAGGAGCCCUCAGCACGGGGUAACCCCAGAGGAGACCAGAGCCCACUCCUGUCAGCCCCGGGCCCCGCCCCAUCUCUGUACCUCUCCUCAUACCAGCAGCCUCUGCGGCCGGGCUCGGGGCCCCGCGACUGCAGACUGAGCUCCCACGGGUGCUGCCCUGAUGGCCACACUGUGUCCCUUGGGCCACAGUGGCAAGGCUGCCCUGGGGCGGCCUCGUGUCAGCAGAGCAGGUUCGGGUGCUGCCCUGAUGGGGUGACUGUGGCCAAGGGGCCUCAUCAGGCGGGCUGCACGAGCUCUUACGGACGCGACAACGCUGGGGGCAGGCCAGGAUCGAAAGCAGCGGCCUCCACAGUCCCCAAUGCCCACUGGCCCCAGGCCCAGCAGAAUGAGCCCAGCGAGUGCCGGGGCUCCCAGUUCGGCUGCUGCUAUGACCACGUGGCCUCUGCAGUGGGUCCUCUGGGGGAAGGCUGUGUGGGCCAGCCUAGCUCUGUGUACCCCGUGCGGUGCCUGCUGCCCAGUGCCCACGGCUCCUGCACCGACUGGGCUGCCCGCUGGUACUUCGUCCCCUCCGUGGGCCAGUGUAACCGCUUCUGGUAUGGCGGCUGCCAUGGCAAUGCCAACAACUUUGCCUCGGAAGAGGAGUGUGUGAGUGCCUGCCGGGGACCCCAGCCCGGGGCCGGGGCCUCUGGCCAGAGCACCCAUGGAGAUGGUGGCGGCAGCGGUCCUGGGGGCCAGCAGGAGGCUAGCCAGCAUGGGCCGGGGCCCGUGGUCCAGAGAGGACCCUUGCCGUCUGGUGGCCUCCGGUGGCAAGACCAAGAGCCUGGGCCGGGGGUGAUGGACCACAGACAGGCCUUUGGAGAGGGGCCCUGGGGCCAGGAGACUGGGCCCAGUCCCCCUGGACUGAGCGGAGAUGCAGGACGACCAGCGCCUCCUUCCCGUGGCUCCUCCUACAGGAUCACUCUGGCGGGCUCAGAGCCCUCUGUGGUGCAGGCAGCCCUGGGGCAGUUGGUGCGGCUCUUUUGCCCGGAGGACGGCUCCCCGGACCCCCACUCCAGGUGGCAGAAAGACGGGUGGCCCGUCUCCUCUGACAGGCACCAGCUGCAGUCCGAUGGCUCCCUGGUCAUCGGCCCCCUGAGGGCGGAGGACGCGGGCACCUACAGCUGUGGUGGGCCCGGGCCAGACCGUCCCUCUCAGCAGGUCCAGCUCCGCGUCACAGGGGGUGACGUGGCCAUGCCUUCUGAGGCUGAACCAAGGCACUUCCCCGAGACCAGGGACCCAGCCCAGGACCACAGUCUUCGGGACCCCAGUCGUGGGGCCUCGCACCCGUGGCCCCUGACCAGGGUGCGUCUGGACCGGAGCCAGCCCGGGGUGCUGGACGCCCAGCCGGGCCAGCGGGUCCGGCUGACCUGUCGUGCUGAGGGCUUCCCGCCCCCGACUAUCGAGUGGCAGAGAGACGGGCAGCCUCUCUCCUCCUCCAGACACCAGCUGCAGUCCGACGGCUCCCUGGUCAUCAGCCGCGUGGCUGUGGAGGAUGGAGGCUUCUACACGUGUGUCGCGUUCAACGGGCAUGACCGGGACCAGCGCUGGGUCCAGCUCCGAGUGCUGGGGGAGCUGACUAUCACAGGGCUGCCCUCUACAAUGGAGGUGCCGGAAGGGGACACGGCCAGGCUGCUGUGUGUGGUGGCAGGAGAAAGCGUGAACAUCCGAUGGUCCAGGAACGGGCUGCCGGUGCGGGCCGACGGCCACCGUGUGCACCAGUCCCCGGACGGCACGCUGCUGAUCCACAACCUGCGGGCCAGGGACGAGGGCUCCUACACGUGCAGUGCCUACCGUGGAAGCCAGGCCGUCAGCCGCAGCACCGAGGUGAAGGUGGUCCCACCGGUGCUGGCCGCCCACCCCCGGGACCCCAGCAGGGACUGUGUCGACCAGCCGGAGCUGGCCAACUGUGACCUGAUCCUGCAGGCCCGGCUCUGCGGCAACGAGUACUACUCCAGCUUUUGCUGCGCCAGCUGCUCCCGUGUCCAGCUGCCCACGCAGCCCGUCUGGCAGCAGAGACACAGCUCAUAGCACUGGGAGAAGGCUCUCAGUCUCCCCUCUCUGGCUGAGGAGGGAGUUCUCCUCUGCAGACACUGGCCUGGUCAGAGCCGCCCCCUGCCGUGGAGUGCCAGCAGCAGCAGUCCCAGCGGUAUCGGCUUCUCUGGCUUCACCGGUGCCUGCUGGGUUGUCAAGAAGCGGCCACUUGUUUGCAAUAAGGACACCUUUCACUUGACAGUUUCUCUCUAUAAUUUGUUAUACAGGAUCAGCUCACUGUGUUCUUAAAGCCAGCUACCAGGGUUCUCACUUUGCUGAAAGCUGGGUGGGGAGGUGUGUCCUAUCUGAUUGGGGAAGGUAACUAACUCCUGGUGUGUAUGUUAGGGAAACAUUCUUUGCUAGAACUAGGUCCCAUCUGGGGUCCAGAUAUGGUUCAUCACUCCAGUCUCUCAAGUCCUUCCUAGCACAAAGUUGGUGAAAGCCCUCAGCAAAGUGGGAGAUAAUGAAAACUAAAAACCAGGCUAUUGUAAAACACAGUACCAACAGGAUAGGGGGACCAGUGGAAGGGAGGGCGAUGUUAAGAAAGGGAAGAGGGAAGUGGUUUCAGAGUUAGGUCAUUCCUCCUCUCUCAGCCUCUUAAGGCCUUGAUGCUAAGAGGCCUGGUUUCAAUGAGCUUCCAAGUCCCUUUCCACUUUAACCUUCUCCCAAUCCCCCAAAGGACGGGCUGGGCCUAGUAACAGAGGUCUUUCUGGGGCACAGGAAAAACCAGCAUUACUGGGACAGGUGAUUUCUAUUACCAACACUCUAGCUGGAAAAGAAACAAUUGCUUCAUGGGUGAGUGAUACUUCUUGGUCUACCUCUCAUUCAGCAACAGAAACAUGGGCCAGGACAGAGGUCUUUUUUUCUUUCCAGUUUUAAAAACCAUUGAGGUGCAUCCCCUUCCAUGUACCGUGGCUGGUUUGGCUAUAGAAAUUGGAAGGUAAGGACUACUUUCUUGGACUCCACUGUUCUCUAGUUAAAUCACUAUUUGUCAAAUUGGUGGCAUACUCCAGACCUUAGCUAGCUCUUGGAACUAGUCACAGAGUGGUGGGGUAUGGUGAGAGUAAAACUCAGUCUAGACCAGUGGUUCUCACACUGGGAGCUUUUUCAAGAAAUGAAGCUGGGGGUCUACUGCCCGGAGAUUUUAAUUGGUCUGGAGUAGGGGCUGGAUAUGAGGGUUUUUAAAAGCUCCCAGAUGACUCGCAUGUAUAUCCACGGUUCAGAGUCACUGCUGCAGCCCAAAUUCUCAGAAUGUGAGUCUUGUUAAAAUGCAAAUUCUGACAACUAGGUCUGGGCUGGAGCAGAGGUUCUGUGUCUCUACACAACUGCCAGGUUCAAGUCUGCACUUGGAGCAGCAAGAAUCUGACAUCAGAGAUGUGCUUAGGAACGACCGGAGGCUUGAGUAUGAGUACAGAUAGGAACUUUAAGAGAAUACUAGCUCCAGUGAAAGCUUUUUCUAGCCAUCAAACUACAGAUCUGCAGCAGCAGCAGAAUGCAGAGAGGACAAGACCACAAGGAACUAAAACUCAUUUGCUAACAGAGAAAAGCGCAAAGAACAGCUCUUCAUGGCAAAAGCUUCUACCACGAACAUUUAUUUUUGUUAAAGCAGAUUAUAAAUUCUCAUCAGUACAAAUAUAUAUAUAACUUACAUUUGAUUGUAAGGCAAACAUUCGAAAGUAAAAAUGAGAUGGGAUCUUACGUUGUUACCAGAGGUCAAGUGGCUACAACUGACAACAGGAUGUUUGGCUCACAAGAAGAGGGAUGGAUACACACACGCACACACACAUAACACACACACGCAGUGCUAACAAGACUAGGACCUCCAUCCCCACAAAACUCGUGGGAACAAAACUUAAAAGGACAAAACAAAACCCACCAAGACCUACAUGACAAACCAACACGGUAACCCGCGUUCCCGUCUCAUGGAUAUGAUUACAUCAUUGUCACCUUAGUGUUAAAGGAUUAACAGAAGGAAAUGCAGCAGUACAGAAAAGAAAAGACGUUCUCUAUUUAGACUGAACCCAUUAAAAUAAUGACAUUAGAAUUUUUCAUCACAGGUGUAAAACCAGGACAAUACUGCUUGCUCUUUAUUUAAAACUACUACCUGGCUGACCGUACUGGUCAUAAGCGUGAUUGUUGUUGCAGUGUGCUUCUUACAGUAAAUGACACCAAGUGAGCUAGGGAUCCCACCUGCAACUUCCAGCCCUUCCUCUUGUUUACUUCAAUAGGCAUCAAUGAUAAAUCAAUCUUAUGUACAAUUUCUUACAGCUAACCCUUUUACCUUUGGCAAGAUUACUUACAACUCAUACAACUUUUUAAUAGUGAGAACUAUUUAAAAUAUUCUAAAUGCAUAAAAAUAAAGAUUUUGGCUUUUUGAUAUA